UCUCUAAAUUUAAAAUUAAGUGGUCCAGUGUUUACCAUGGAGCCUCCAUCAGUAUCAGAAUUUUCAAAUUCAAGUGGCACUGUCAUACCCUGUAUGGCUGACGGUCACCCAGCCCCUCUCAUAACCUGGACAAAGAAUGAGGGUCAAGUUCUACAAGAUAUACCAGGUUUGAGACAUGUACGACGUGAUGGAGCUUUAAUCUUCUCACCAUUUACGCCAGAUGAAUAUAGACCAGACAUACAUGCUGCAGUUUAUUCUUGUAUUGCUACAAACAAUUUUGGAUCUGUUGCAAGUAGAGAUGUCCACGUCAGAGCUGUGGUUAACCAAAGAUAUGAGAUACAUUUAAAUGAUGAAUUCGUGCUUAAAGACAACAUGGGAUUGCUCCAAUGCACACCACCAAGUUUUGUAAAGGAUUAUGUGAGGAUAACUUCAUGGGAAAGAGUCGAUGGAUUUUUAAUCACUCCGGACAGCAUGAGUGGAAAGUAUGGAAUAUUGGAAGAUGGAAGCCUCUAUUUUCGUAACGUAAGGGAAAGGGACACCACCUUCAGCUUUCGGUGUCAUUCUGAAAACGUCAUUACAAGGGAAAAGAAAAUUAGUUCCAACUACUCAAGAGUAAUAAUAACAGAAUCUCACUAUAAUCAACCACCAAGAAUUAUUCAUAGAUCAAGUCGAGUGAGAGCACAAGUUGGACAUAGAACCACUCUUUCGUGUAUUGCUCAAGGAAUACCAGUUCCAGUAUACAGAUGGUAUCGAAUAGUACCAGGACAGCGAACAUUGUCCGAUGUCGCUGUGACUGUCAAACAAGAAGACGGAGUACUCAAAUUCAACAAAGUCAAGCCAUCAGAUGCCGGCCAGUACUCUUGCCAAGUGACUAAUACUGUUGGAGAAGACAGAGCCAAUGUGGAACUAUUAGUUGAAGAACCAUUAAGAGUUAACAUAUUCCCGAAAGAGUUGCAACUUGAUGUUGGAAAGAGUGGACUCUUCAACUGCUCAGUUGAGGGUCAACCAAUCGGGAGUGUUGUUUGGAAAAAGGAUGCCAGAUUUAUAGCCACCGACUCACGUGUUUUGUUUCCGUCCCCGACCACUCUCCAACUCAUACAGGCCAGAAGGCAAGACUCGGGAAUGUAUCAGUGCUUCGUUUACCGAGAUUACUAUUCGUCUCAGGCAUCUGCGAGGCUCGUCAUAGGAGACCUCGCACCGCAAUUCAAGCUAACGUUUCCAGAGAAAACAGUACGCCCUGGAAGUUUCGUUUCUCUCCUUUGCAUAUCAAACGGAAAUCCCACUCCACAAGUGAAAUGGACAUUGGAUGGACUAUGGACACUGUCCUCAAGACCAGGUAUCGUGGUGAGCACGUAUUUGAGUACAGGUGGCGACGUUAUUAGCUACGUCAAUAUAACGUCAGCUGAUGUGACAGACAGUGGAGUGUACACGUGUACAGUUUUUAAUGAAGCUGGAAGUACAUCUCACUCCAGAAGACUGAAUGUGUUUGGUUCUGUUUUCAUCAGACCGCUGAGUAAUUUAACUGCCUUAGCUGGAGGCUCAUUUAGAAUGUCAUGUCCUUUCGGUGGUUACCCAUAUGAUGAAAUUGCAUGGAAAAGAGAUGGAGAAGUACUGCCAACCCACCAAAGGCAACAUGUGUUUCAGAAUGGCACCGUAUUAAUAACUGACAUCAAGCCAGAUGAAGAUGGUGGUUUGUACAGUUGUGAGAUACGGAGUCCUCAAGGUGCACCAGUUUCUAGAACCUUCCGAAUUUCUAUUAGAACUGGACCAAGGAUAUCAAAUUUUUCUUUUCCGCAUAAUCUACAUGAAGGAAUGAGGACUGCAGUAACAUGCAUCAUUAUUGCUGGAGAUGGCCCACUUUCGACUACGUGGUUUAAGGACAGCUCUCCCCUCGAUGCAAGAGACCUUGAUGCAAUACUAGUGUAUGCGGAUGAAAAUUUUGUAUCCACUUUGACACUCAAGAAUUUGAGCUAUAGGCACAACGGAAAUUACACUUGCGUAGCUCGUAACGAUGUUUCAACCACCUCUCACAGCGCCAUACUCACCGUAAAAGUUCCUCCUAGGUGGGUAAUCAAGCCAACGGAUGUUGCAGCAGUGAUCGGUCAUCCAGUCAAAAUAGAAUGUCAAGCAGACGGUGUCCCCUUACCUCAUGUCAGGUGGAAAAUGUCUUCUAGUGAGUCACCUAAAUUAUUUAAAACAAUCGUCAGCAACUCUCAUGUGCAUACAUUGGUGAAUGGGUCUUUGAAUUUUCAAAGUUUAGACACACUAGACGCUGGCCACUAUUUAUGUGAAGCUAGCAAUGGUGUUGGUUCUGGUCUCACAGCAGUUGUCCGUCUCUCGGUCCAUAGUACUCCUCGUUUCCAUUCUAAAUAUAUGAUGAUGACGAUAAGACGUGGUGAAAAAGCUGUUAUGGAAUGUGAAGUUUCCGGUGACAAACCUAUAACAUUCUCAUGGAAAAAGAAUGGCGCAAUUUUAGAUCCCGUGACAGAUAUCAGGUAUUCGCAGACAGCUACGGAAACAUUUUCUGGCGGACGAUCUGAAUUAGUUAUUGAAAAAGUAGAAAAAAGAGAUUCAGCAUUAUUCACUUGCAGUGCCGUGAAUCAAUAUGGAGAUGACUCGAAAAAUAUCCAGCUCACUAUCCAAGAUAUACCAGAUGCGCCUAAGAGCACAGAAGUGCAUGAUGUAUCCAGUAGAAGCGUCAGAGUGUCAUGGAGUAAACCAUUCGAUGGAAAUUCUCCCAUAAUCCAAUACACUGUCGUUUGGCGUCAACUUGGAGAUCACUUGAUAGGAGGACCUGUUACAGUACCUGGGCAAGAAACAAGUUUAGUUGUUCGAGGGCUGAAACCAAAAAAUCGUUAUUUCUUUCGAGUAAAAUGCGAGAAUUCACUUGGAGAAAGUCAGUUUGGAGCGGAAGUAGCUGUAACAACAAUGGAAGAACCACCAAGGAAAGCACCUCAUAAUGUAAAAGCCUUAGCGCUGUCAUCAAGGUCAAUUAAUGUCACAUGGCAAGUUCCAAGUGAUGAUGAUUAUGAUAGUAUCGAUGGCUAUUACGUUGGUUUUAAACCUUAUAUUAAAGCAGAACCUUACAAUUUCAAAGCAAUCAAUGCAUCUCAUUUGAUACAUUCACAUGUAGCUAUUUCAGGACUUUCUGCAAUGACUGAUUACAGUGUAAUCGUCCAAGGCUUUAACAGUAAGGGUGCUGGGCCACCUUCUGAACCCGUCAUUGUAAGAACCUUAGAAUUCGAUAAGCCCGAUACUCCGCUGAUAAAAACGUAUUUUUCAACUUCAAAAACUAUUAAAAUAUCAUGGGAAUCCAGAACAACCCCAACCUCACCAGUAACAGGUUACAUACUUCACUACAGAAAAGAUGGUCAAGAUUGGCAAGAAGUCCGUUUACCCGGCGAAAGAAACUUUUACACUCAGAGAGAUUUACAAUGUGGCACUUCGUAUUCCUUUUAUUUAAUUACUUUCAACAGUGCAGGUAGAAGCAACAACAGUGAAAUGCUGUCAGCUAAAACUGAUGGAAUUGCACCAAUAGCUCCAGAAAAAGAUAGAUUACUCUCGGUGAAUUCCACUUGUGCAUUUGUUAAUCUCAGCAGCUGGCAUAAUGGAGGCUGUCCAAUUAAAUUUUUCGUUGUCCAGUACCGUUCAAGUGGCCAAACAGAAUGGACUCUUGUCAGUAAUAACAUUGUACCGGAGCAAUUGAAUGUAACCAUCACUGACUUAAUUCCUGGAACAUGGUACACAUUGUUCAUCACUGCACGGAAUGAUGCAGGGGUUACUGAUUCAGAAUAUGUUUUUGCUACUUUGACAUUAUCCGGAGAAAGUCCUCCUCAUCCAUCACAAGCUGCAGAUGCACACAGUGCAUUCUAUCGACAUUUAACUAUCACAGUUCCAGUGAUUAGUUCAGCUAUAGUUCUAAUAGUUAUCUUGUUCGCUGUCUGCAUCAUAACUACUCGGAGGCAUUCAGAUCGUCACCCAUCAGUUUCAACAGGCUUAGAUGGAACUGAACCACAAAAAACUGAGAACAUACCACUGCCAGCAACUUACGACAAUUCUCAAGAGAUAGCAUAUUACGCCAGCAGUCAUGUUCUCAACUACAGCGAACACUGCAUCCAAAACACCAGUCAGAAAAACACAGGGACGAUGAAUAGCACGAGAGCUGGUUACAGUUAUAUUCCAUAUCCUAAUGGAAGGGCAGAGAAAAUAGAAAGCAAUUACGAUUCUCCAGCAUUUUAUUUUCCCGGAUAUCAUUUAACAGGUAUUGAAACUAGGUCCCCACAUGGUGACAGGAUAGUUUAUAGUGUUUCAGAAAAGAAUUGGCGUAAACGAUCGAAAAAGGAAGCAAGAGAAAGAAAUCUAAGCAAAGAUGCUGAUGGUCAAAUUAUGUACGCCGUACACACAGCUGAAGACAGGCUAUUUAGAGAUGAUUCAAGAGAAUCAGAAACAGAAUGUGAUAGAUUAUGGAAAACUUACGAAAGUUGCCAAUAUGAAGAUGCCAAAAGAUGGACUCCGGAACACUCAGUUCUAAGUUAACAAAGAAAUUAUAAAACUGCUUAGAAUACCAUAUCCGCAUAAUUAAGAAUCAACCUUAAUAUCCAACAUUUUUGAUUCCUGUGUUAUGCAAAGAACCAGUAUUUUUGUAAUCUAUAUGUACAAGUGGAAAUAUUUGUAUUUUUGACUUCUAUAAUAAAGUUGUGAUUUUCCUGUUGUA
Molecule: messenger RNA, 4714 nt
Organism: Parasteatoda tepidariorum (common house spider)
Lineage: Eukaryota; Metazoa; Arthropoda; Arachnida; Araneae; Theridiidae
Product: cell adhesion molecule Dscam1
Biological process (GO): cell-cell adhesion
Molecular function (GO): protein binding
Source: RefSeq, a predicted model, not a curated record